AACCAUCGACCGGGGUCAAUCCCAAACUCACCACCGUCGCUUUCUGCAGCGUCACUGCUAAAAUAUCUAUCCUCAUUCAUUCCUCUUCUCAUACAAUUGCCAUCUCCUAAAACUCAACAACAGCAGCAAAGAUGUGUGGCGGCGCCAUCAUCUCCGACUUCAUUCCUCAACGCAACCAUCACCGUCACUGCCCCGAUCCCGAUCACCUCCUCUCCGCCUCUGACCUCUGGCCCGAUUCCUUCCACCCACAGAGUGUCUCCACCCAGGACAAAGUGCCUCGGAAGCGGGGGCGGAAGAAUUUGUACAGGGGGAUACGACAGCGGCCGUGGGGGAAGUGGGCAGCGGAAAUCCGUGACCCCAUGAAAGGCGUUCGCGUCUGGCUCGGCACCUUCGCUACCGCGGAGGAGGCUGCCCGCGCCUACGACCGCGAGGCCCGCCGCAUCCGCGGCAAGAAGGCCAAGGUCAACUUCCCCAAUGAGGUGGAGCCCGAGGAGACCGAUAAUUCCGUCCCCUGCAACCGCGUCCGCAAUUUCAUUCAACCCAAGGUGGAAAAAUCUCCCGUCUUGGCGGCUUCCAAUGACUGCGAGGGAGACGGUGAGGUGAGGAGGCUGUCGGAGGAGCUGAUGGCCUACGAGUCCUACAUGAACUUCUUCGGUAUCCCGUACAUGGAGGGCGGCACUCCAGCGGCAGCGGCGGCGGCGGAGGAGGGGACAGCAGCAGAUGAUGAGGUGGUCACAGGGAAUGGAAUGGAGGCGUGUAAUCCGCCGGUCUCUUCAGGCAUGGAGAUGAUUUGGAUCUUCGACGACAUUCUGCCGGCGUGAUGGCCCCAUUCGUCUCCUUGACCGCAUGGUGUUUGAUACUGAUGGCUUCCCGAUGCUUGUACAAUGGCAAAUUUUGUUUUCAAGGGUUGGGUGUAUGAUUUAAGCUUCCUGUUGUUAUUUUUUUCCGUGUAACACUAAAUCAUGAAACAAUUGUACUUAUUCACAGUAUUUGUUGAAGGGUGGAUUAGUAGUUUGUUUUCA
Musa acuminata AAA Group (dessert banana) is the source of this 1022-nucleotide messenger RNA. RefSeq names its product ethylene-responsive transcription factor ERF071. Gene Ontology annotation, biological process: regulation of DNA-templated transcription; ethylene-activated signaling pathway. The transcript has 2 exons. Gene Ontology annotation, molecular function: DNA-binding transcription factor activity; DNA binding. Bases 132 to 821 code for a protein of 229 amino acids. The record is from RefSeq and is a predicted model, not a curated record. Lineage: Eukaryota; Viridiplantae; Streptophyta; Magnoliopsida; Zingiberales; Musaceae.